GAUGAGUUAGUUUCGGCCCAAGGUUCACUACAUUUUAAUUCGGCACCUUUUGGUGGCAUGCUCGUAGCCUUGCGUGCAUAUCUACUUUGUGUAAGUAUCUAGUUCUGUCUGGGCAAUUGCGAACUCUCCGUCGACUUCGGACCACCAACACCGUGCCCGCACUCUCAGAACCAACGGCGCUCGAAUGUACAGCUCAGCAGCGCAAGUGUCCGGGACGGCGAGACAGAGGGAGUCGCAAUCGAACUCCGCGUCCAUCGCAGUUUUUAUCGAUCGUUGUAAACAUGCAAAGCACUGGAGCUCAGCGCUCCAUGUUCUUCGAGACGCAUCGCGGUCGCUUGGAGAGGUCAGCAACUACAUGCUCUACAACAUUGCCAUCAGCGCAUGUGGAAGGGGGAGGGAAUGGCAGAAGGCUUUGUCACUGCUGUGGGAGAUGAGGUACGCCAGCUCAAAUCCAAAGAUAAGCAGCUUCAAUGCCGGAAUGAGCGCGUGUGCCCAGUCUGAGCAGUGGCAGCAGGCUGUGCUGUUGCUCGACAGAACAGCAGAGGCUCGGCUGGCUCCGAACACCAUCAGCUACAAUGCCUGCCUGAGCGCGUGCAAGAACGGUGCGCACUGGCAGGCAGCCGUGUCCUUGUUCCGUUGCCUGCAGGACGCCGGCUGCGAGCCCGACGUGGUCAGCUGCAGUUCGGUAGUUGCCGCCUGCGGCAGAGGCGGACAGUGGCAGGUGGCGUUAGCCAUGCUCCAAGGAUCGGGAACACGUAAGGCUCGAGCACGCCAGAACUCAGGUCUGCCGACGCUUUUUGAUGAUGAGCGCGUCCUGGAUUUUGACGGUCCAGUUUUCGUGGGAUGCCUGCAUCGGGAGUUCGCGGCAAUUUCUAGACUGGUGGGUUUUGUCAUUUUCAUUGGUGGCCCCGUCAGGCCAACUCGAGUCCCCAGAACCCGAGUCUUACGUCUCCCCGAAAGGAGCAAGAGGAGCAAAGCUUCACCUGAACAUCGCAAGCUACAAUGCUGGAAUCGGCGCCUGCCAGGGCGGUGGCCACUGGCAGCAGGCACUCUCGUUGCUGGGCCAGCUGCAGGAAGCGAACUUGGACCCAGAUGUCGUGUCCUUCACUGCUGGAAUCAGCGCUUGCGAGAAAGCUGGGCAGUGGCAGCAGUCGUUGUCAUUGCUUCGCGAGUUGGGGAAUGCGAAGUUUGCCCCGAACGUGGUCAGUUACAGCGCUGGAAUCAGCGCUUGCGGGAAGGGUGGGGAUUGGCAGAAUGCAUUGUUGUUGUUGAUCGAGAUGUCGACGCUUAGUGUUGAGCUCAACACGAUCAGCUGCAAUGCUGGCAUCAGUGCGUGCGAGAAGGGUGGGCAGUGGCAGCGGGCGUUGUUGUUGCUUCAGAGGGCGUUCGAAUCGAAUGUGGAGGCCGACGUCAUCAGCUACGGCGCCGCGGCCAGCGCCUGCGAGAAGCGCGGGCAGUGGCGACAGGCGCUGUCGCUGCUCAGCGAGAUGCGGGAGGCGAAGCUGCAGCCGAGUGUCCCUGGUCAUUUACAACAUUGGACUCAGCGCGUACGAGAAAGCUGAGCAGUGGCAGGUGGCGAUGUCUUUGCUGAGCGAGAUGCUAGAGAAGCAGAUGCAGCCAACCAUCAUCACUUUUAACGCUGGAGUCAGCGCUUGCGCGAAGUGCGGGCAAUGGGAGCAGGCGGUAUCGUUGCUCGACGAGUUGUGCGCCGUGAAGGUGGAGUUGGACAGUCUCAGCUACGGUGCUUGCGUGAGUGCGUUCGGGAAGGGCAGGCAGUGGGAGCAGGCGCUAUUGUUGUUCAGUGACCUGCAUGCAGCCAGGUUGGAGCGCGGGGCUUUCAGCUAUAAUGCUGCUAUUUCCGCGUGUCAGGGGGGCGGACAAUGGCAACAUGCAUUAUCUCUGCUAGGCGAGGCGUUGGAAGCGCAGUUGGAGCUGGAUACCACCAGCUACAGUUCUUCAAUCACUGGUUGCGAGACCAGCGGAAUGUGGCAACGGGCGUUGGCGUUGGUAAGCAGUAUGAGUGAUAUGCGUUUGGAGUUGGGGCAACGGGCGUUGUCAUUGCUUAGUGGCUUGCGUAAAGCAUCGGUGCAGCCAGACGGUAUCAGCUACAGUGCGUGUAUCCGCACUUGUAAGGCCAGUGGACAGUGGGAGCAUGCACUUGCGCUUUUCAGUGAACCGGUCACAUUGAAGGUGGAACCGAACGCCAUGACCUACAACUUCGUGAUCAAUGCGUGUGAGAAGGAACGCCGAUGGCAGCAGGCGUCGUCGCAUCGAAGGGAGGAGUUGGAAUCUAGGCGCGUAACGUCGCUGCCCAUCGAAAUACCCGAAGAGAAGUCGCUGCCCAUAAAUAUACCUGAAGUGCAAAUAAAGGCAGAUGCCAUAAGCUUCAACGCUGAAAUCACGGCGCGCGAGAAAGCGGGACAAUGGGAGCAAGCGUUGUCGUCCUUGAACGAGAUGCGGAAGGCGAAGUUGAUGCCCGAUACGGUCGCCUACAAUGCUGGCAUCCGUGCGUGUCAGACGGGCGGAAAGUGGUAUUGGACGUUGUCGCUGCUGCGGGAGAUGUCGGUGGCACGGUCGAAGGUGGAUGCCGCGAGCUACAGCGCCGGGAUCAGCGCGUGCCAGAAGGUCGGAUUGUGGCAGCUGGCGCUGUCCAUGAUUAGUGAUCUGCGUGCAGCGAGUUUUGCUCUGGGCGUCGCCAGCUGCAAUUCACUGAUCGGCGCGUGCGAGAAGGCAGGGCAGUGGCAGCGGGUGCUGUCGCUGCUGAGCAGUCUCUGCGAGGCCAACGUGGAGCUGGACCGCGUCAGGUGCAACAUGAAAAUCAGAGCUUGUGAGCACGGCGGAUUGUGGCAGGAUGCGCUAUCUUUGGUCAGUGAUGCACGCGCAGCGAAUUGGAAUCUUCGUGUCGCCAGCUGCACUGCACUGAUCGGCGCAUGCGAGAAGGCGGGGCAGUGGCAGCGUGCGCUGUCAUUGCUGAGUGGUCUCGGCGAAUCCAAGGUGCAUCCAGACAGUGCCAGGUACACCAUGGGAAUCAGAGCGUGCUCGCAGGGCGAGAGGUGGCAGGACGCACUGUUGAUGUUUUUGCAGAUGCUGGAAGCGAAGAUGGAGCUGGACACAGAGACCUACAACGCAUGUGCCAGCGCGUGCGAGCGAGGCGAGCUGCGACGGAAGGGACUGUCAGUGCUCAGCGGUAUGUGGGAGUGGGAGGGCCAGGCAAAGCAGUGGUGGAGCCAGCGCAGGCGAGGCGAAGAGUACCGUGCCCGGCGUGAGCGGCAUGAGCUUCUGAAGAGCCGCUUGGUGUCGCGGCUCCGCGGCUAGCGGGAAUCGAUGUACUGCAUAGGAACGGGCGGUCUACCCGCCUGUGCGCACGAGAGGGGCAAGACGUGGCAGCGGGAGUCUCAUUAUCCAGGGCAUCGUGGAAGUUGUGGUUGGAGCUGGCCGAUCGGCGGUAUUUCUGCUGCAGCCUGGCGUUCGCAAGGGAGCCGGACAUUGGCUUUAGGGGCCUCUCUGCAUCUCAGAAGGGCGCGCGACGUGGAGCUGGUGGCGCACUCCGACGCGGGCGCGUUGCGGCCCGCGCGACUCGGCAGAUGUGUGCACGGCGAAGUCGUCGCCCGAUGGCAUCGGACGGAGCGCUGCAGCCGGUGUACUCAAGAAGGAUUUGCAGCAGACUGGCGCCGCGCCGACGCGGCGGCGACCCCAGUGCCACGCCGGGGUGGACACGACACGAAUCUGCCGCACCCCUGCAGCGGCGGCGAGCGAUGCCGCAGCCCGGCCGCGAGCCGGGCCGCGCGUUUGGGGAGCGCAGGCGCGAGAACGCAGGCCGGGUGCCGUCGUGUGCGGCGUCUGCGCACGUGCUCAGAGGAGGAAAAAGACCCGUACCUCUACCCUCCACUCGUUUUCCUUAUUUUGACCCUCCUGGGCCUCCGUCGUCGCCACCGCUGGAUUGGCCUCGAAAUCCUGGUCAGAACGCACC
This is a messenger RNA of Prorocentrum cordatum, 3970 nucleotides long. NCBI's taxonomy places the organism in Eukaryota, Dinophyceae, Prorocentrales, Prorocentraceae. The record is from the annotation of a GenBank genome assembly.